Molecule: messenger RNA, 5011 nt
Organism: Perca fluviatilis (European perch)
Lineage: Eukaryota; Metazoa; Chordata; Actinopteri; Perciformes; Percidae
Product: sterile alpha motif domain-containing protein 9
Exons: 2
Coding region: 156-3779 (1207 amino acids)
Cellular component (GO): cytoplasm
Source: RefSeq, a predicted model, not a curated record
AUGAUUCCAAAAGGUAAACUGGAGGGCAAGGACACCAUGGACACUGCUAAAUUAAUGACUGAACACUAUGGAGAGAAGGAGGCUUUACUGAAUCACAAUAGACAUUCUACUGAAAUAUCGAUCAGCGUGAACUUGCUCUUCAGCUGGAAAAAAGGAUGGGUCAACUGGAGCAGUGGUGUCUCUCAAAAGAAGUGAUAAAGAAAGAAGCAAACCAGGGAGACAAACUAAAGAAUUUGUUAACUUGUGGUGGGAACUCACUGGACAACUAUGGCAGAUUUGUUGUUGUUGUGAACAAAAGCAGUCCAGAACAAGUGCAGUAUCUCCAGUUUUUGAAUAUGUUGAAACUGUUCUGUGUGUUAGACUUUGACCCCAGCUCUGUUGCUCCAGGUGGACUGUGUCAUUCCUACAGAGAGUCAAGGGUGGCCAAUCUGCAUACCCCAUCACAAUAUCAAGGACAGACUGACUCAGUGAUUAAGAGCCUUAACCUCUACAAACAGACCAGCUGGGUCUUCUGCAAUGGAAGAAAUGACCUUGACAGUGACUCAGACAAGGAGUUAGACUAUAACAACUGGCUGAAGAAAUCUUGCAAAGGUGUAGAAAACUUGGUUUCAUUUGUUUGCAACCCUGAGGUUCUUCCCACUGGAAGAUGCCUCAUCAUAUUCCUCCUACUUUCACCUGUGGACACUCAGAAAGACCCAAUCUUUGAGAUCUACAAGGCCUUUAUAAAAGAGACUGAAGAGGAAAGCAUCAUCACUAUUUGUGGACCUCAGAGCAAGUAUGAAAAAUGGAGGGAGAUGAUACAAGAAAUGUCUGGCUCCGACAUCGACAAACAAUCUAUAUAUGAGCUGACCCUCAGAGAGGUCCAUGGAACAGUAAUAGCACUGGGGCCAUUCAAUCAGUCAUCUGGAAGGCUGCUUCCCUCUUCUGACUCCAGUUUUGUUGUUCUAAAGCAGAAGGACGAAGACUUAUUGACAGCUCUAGAUAUUUUAUGUCGGAAUCAGUGUGAAAACAUUUAUGAUGAAGAGAGUCAAGAGUUUCGUGACUUCAGAAUCAAAGUUGAAGAAGAAUUCUACAGAGGAGGCAAAGUCAAAUGGUGGAACUUCUACUUCUGUGACAAAGACAAAGACAAGCCAUUUGUCAAGCGGGACAAGUAUGACAAUGUGAAGAAGAUGAUUACGUCUCAAUUGAGAACUUCAAAAGACAUGUGCGUUCUGUUCAAUCUGUUUCACCACCCAGGCUGUGGUGGUAGCACCUUAGCAAUGCAUUUGAUGUGGGAUCUUCGUGAGGAGUCCAGAUGUGCCGUGUUGAAAGACAAUACACAUCCAAAAGCAGACGUUGCCAAUCAAGUAGUUAAACUCAUGAAUCUUGAAAGCGAGAGACCUUAUCCAGUUUUGCUGUUAGUUGAUGACUCAAAGGAAACAGAGAAUCCUUAUGAACUUGUAAGCAUCAUCCGUCAAGCUGUAGAGGUUUACUGUAGCAUAAAUGUGGAUAACGCAAAAAAUUGCAAAGUCAUCAUCCUCAACUGUGUUUGUUCCAAUAGCCCAAAGGAGCAAUUCAAACGACACAAUCCAAGUCAAUUCAUCACUGCUUCAUUAUCUAAAGAAGAACAAAAUAAUUUUGAGAAAAAACUCAAAGAGCUCGAAGAAACUCAUGAAAAACCUGAACACUUUUACAGCUUCAUGAUCAUGAAGAGCAAUUUUGACAAAAAGUACAUUGAUGAUAUCGCCCGUAACACACUGGAAAACUUUGAUUUCAGUUCAAAGGAAGGCCGACUGUUUGCCUUUCUGGCGUUACUGAACACCUAUGUGGCAGAAUCUGAAAUCUCUCUCUCAGUAUGUGAAGAUUUUUUGGGGAUAAAAGUGAUUCACUGGCAAGAGGAUAGUGUAAUGGACAGAAUGAAGCGAUAUUCAAACGUUCUCAUCAUAGACAAAGUUGAAGAAUGGGGAGGAUACAAAGGAAUCCGAAUCCUUCAUCACACCAUAGCAUCUGCAUGCCUAGAAGAGUUGGAGAGAAGUUGCUUUUUAAAAGUAAGUGAUAUCACUAUGGAGAUUCUUCACUGUGAUCUGUUCUUCAAUGUUGGAGUUGCCAAACACAGAUACUCAAUUCAUCAAAUGUUGAUUGAAAGGCAGCGGAAGAAAGAUGGUGUAGAGAGAGAACAAUUUUCUCCUCUCAUAGACAAAAUACACAACCAGGAAGGGAGACAAACUGUCCAACAAAUCUUUGUGAAAGCAUCAUCCAGGUUUGAAAAAAGUUUAUCUAUUCCUCAGGCACUGGCGAGAUAUUUGUAUAUCAAAGAGAGUGACUUCCCAGAUGCUGGAAAAUGGGCUGAAACUGCCAAGAACAUUAAAGAAAACCCAUUCACAUUGGACACAAUUGGGCAGAUUCACAAAAGCAAUUUAAUUUCUAACAACAACAGAGAAAAGCAGGAGACAUCACGUAAUCCAGAAGACUUAAACACAAACAUUAAAAUAGCGGAUAAUGCUAUCAGAGCAUUUAAAAGGGCACAGGAGCUGGCAAAUACAGAGGAUGAACCUGAUGAGGAAGUUGCUGAUGAUGCAUCAGAUGACUACCAAAGUUCAUAUAGUGUCUAUGGCUAUGUGGGUGUGCUGGAAAUUGCCUUUCUGGUCUUUGAGAUAUUGAGCAGAUUGCCGUUCUUCGAGAAAAGUGAUCCCAUGAGGAAGAAGUACUUCCAGAGUUUCCUUAAAAAAACAAUCCCAAUCACCAGCGUGCAUAAAGAAGAGAAUGAGAUCAACAACAGAUACGUGGAGAUCAUCAAAGAGCAUGAACCGUUUCUCCUCAGUUUGAAAACUGAAGUAAAAGAAACAUUUGAUCGUGUUAACCGUUAUUUCACGUAUACGAAAGGGAACAAUUCAGAAUAUGAUUCAAAGAAUCGUUGGACUGUCUGUGUUCUUUUUAAACAGUAUUUAGCUCUUUUCUGCACUGCACCAGAAGACAUGAAAAAAGAACGAAAAAAUAAUCCUAAUCUCAAUUUGGAAAUCGAUAUUGAAGAACACCGAUUGUUUCUUGAAGAGAAACAAGCAGAUACAUUUGCAGGGAUUCUUCAGCAUUUGGACAAACCUGGAGAAGAGAUCGAGAGGAUCACAGAACGCUAUGCAUUCUUACAACAACAACAAUUUGUCAACAAAAAACAAAAGACAAAGGAAACAAUCAAUUACAUUUUGUCAAACAUAGUUCUUUACCUUUUGAAACCAAAAUCUAAAUAUGUCAAAAGUCACAGCCAACUCUCUGAUCUACUUUUGAAAACACUGCAAGAUGUAGGACUUCGGUAUCCCUACCCAGACCCGUACUACCUGGCUCUGCUGCUGUUCUGGCCAAGUCCAAACGAGAAAAACACUGAUAUUGGGACCUAUGUGACUGCAAUUCGAAAUUCAUCCCGCAAACAUCUGUCAAUUGUUUUUAGAAAGAGAAGCACUAUUGCCUUCUUCUACUUAGGAAAAGGAGAUGGACUUGAUAGGUUUGUUUCUAAACGUAAAUUGGAUGGGACCUUUAAAAUUCGUCGUGAUAUCUUGACAAAACUUUGGUGGAACGGCGACAUAUUUAAAGAACAGCAAAUCACUAGCCGCCUUCAUCGAGUCAGUGGAAUCACUGAGGAAGGACAGGUGUUCGCCAAUUACGGAAAACUGAAAAUCCCUGUUCGUCCUGCUCUUAUUGGUGGAAUACGACAUGGUUUCAGUAGAGAAAAGGUUUCUUUCUACCUUGGUUUUGCAAUUGAUGGACUCCUGGCAUAUGACAUCCAGUAUGAAAACUACAGUAGUUAAUUGGACACAAAAGUGCAACACAAGCACUGAGACAUGAACUGUACAGCGUGAAAAUAGGUGUGGCAUCCAGUGACUCACUGUGAUUCAAACACACCUCAUAAAAACAUGAUCAAAUGACAAGUAACACAGACUGCAGGGUCAAAUUCCAGUGCUGUAGGUCUAGCUUUAUAUGUAUGUUUUCAUAUUAUUUUUAUGCCAUUUAAUCUUUUGUAAAAAUUUGUCAUCCACUUUAAGGAGUUUUUUUUUUCAUUUUGUUGUUGGAUGUGGCAAACUUACCAAACUUUCUCCUAUUCAUUUAUCUGCAAGUGCAACUAUAAUAUAUUAGUUGAGUGUAUACACAAGCACUGACGCAUGAACUGUACAAAGUGAAAAAAUAGGUGUGACAGCCAAUGUGAUGGAAAAACACACCUCAUAAAAUCAAAUGACAUGUAAGACAGAUUGUAGGGUUGAAUGUCAAUCCUGUAGCACUAGCUGUAAAUAUGUUUUUAUACUCUUUUUAUGCAAUAUACUCUUUUUUUAUACAUUUGUUAUCCAGUUGUGUUGGUUUGUUUUUGUUAUCUGUUAUAGAUUUACCUAACUGUCUGCUAUAAAUGUAUACAAGUACAACUCACAUUGAAACUAUUGCUCAUUUAAAUUAAGAAAAAGAAAUCAAGGAGGCCUCGAUCUCCCAAAUCCCAGUUAAGAACCAUUAAUCUAGCAUUCAAUUUAUUUAUUUUUAUUACAUCGCAUUAACAUUAUUAAACACACAUUGUUAAACAUUUAACAGAUAAAGUUAAUGGUGAAAAAUUGAAUUAAUAUAUUCUGUUCCCGUGUGAGAAUGUGAUUGAUUGUGGACACCAACUUCUCCAUAAGGACAUGGUUUUGCCGUAGAAAAUUGUUUGCCAUCUUAAAAUGUAUCAGGGAGUGGUCAUCUGAAUUUUUGUAUCAUAUGUAGAUUUUAAGUAUUGUAUAAUUUUGUGAUUAUGGUAUUUUGUCUUCACAGGCUGAGUUAUUUUUAUUUUGUUUGUACUUUAUAUUGUGACUGUAUUUUUGGAGCAACCUUUUUUUUUAAAAGACUUAACCUGUUGAUAACCAAUAAUCUAGCACUCAUUAAUUUUUUUUUACUUUACAUUAACAUUAUUACUUGGGCCACCCCAGUAAUAAAAAAGUCUGGACAUGCCACUGAAAUGUAUGUAUUCAUAAAGAACAUAACUAAGCAAUAAACAAAAAUCCCAUCAUGGGUUCUGUCUUAA